Messenger RNA from Eutrema salsugineum, 1389 nucleotides. RefSeq names its product pheophytinase, chloroplastic. Lineage: Eukaryota; Viridiplantae; Streptophyta; Magnoliopsida; Brassicales; Brassicaceae. The coding region runs from base 52 to 1188 and encodes 378 amino acids. Gene Ontology annotation, cellular component: chloroplast. The transcript is spliced from 8 exons. The record is from RefSeq and is a predicted model, not a curated record.
CACUCGGGCUCUACACUCGAUUUCACGAGGCUGUUCUCUGUGAAUCGAUCGAUGUCUGCUUCGUGUGCUCUAACACCGUCUGUUAGGACAGAAUUAUUCAGCUCAUCAUCUAAAAGAUCCAUCUUUCCUGCUCAAAUUUCCCGACCCAGAAACAAAUGUGAAAUCAGCAGAAGGGAUUUUGCUGUGAGAGGGAUUGUUGCUUCUGGAGUUUCAGUCAUGGGUACUCCUUCUUCACCAUCAGCUGCUUCUCAAUCUGUUCAAGGUAGUGAGAGGCUAGCUUUCAAGCCAGAAGGGUAUAACUUUUGGAAAUGGAGAGGUCACAAGAUUCAUUAUGUGGUUCAAGGAGAAGGCUUACCUCUUGUUCUUAUUCAUGGAUUUGGUGCUUCUGCCUUUCAUUGGAGGUAUAACAUUCCUGAAUUGGCUAAGAAGUACAAGGUUUAUGCCUUGGACUUACUCGGUUUCGGUUGGAGUGAUAAAGCUCUCAUAGAAUAUGACGCCAUGGUUUGGACUGAUCAAGUUAUUGAUUUCAUGAAAGAGAUAGUGAAAGAGCCAGCUGUUGUGGUCGGAAACAGCCUCGGGGGAUUCACAGCUUUGUCAGUUGCGGUAGGAUUGCCCGAGCAGGUCACAGGAGUUGCACUUCUAAACUCUGCAGGACAAUUUGCAGCAGAGAGUAGAAAGCGAGAGGAAGCUGAAGAAACUGUGAUAACUAAGUUUAUAGUUAAGCCACUUAAAGAGAUUUUCCAACGCGUGGUUCUCGGGUUCUUGUUCUGGCAAGCCAAGCAACCUUCUCGAAUCGAAUCUGUCUUAAAGAGUGUGUACAUAAACACUGCUAAUGUCGAUGACUACCUCGUCGAAUCCAUUUCAAAACCUGCAACAGACCCAAAUGCUGGAGAAGUAUACUACAGAUUGAUGACAAGGUUCUUAACGAACCAGAGUAAAUACACUUUAGAUAGUGUUCUAAGUAAGAUGACUUGCCCGCUUCUGUUGGUUUGGGGCGAUCUUGACCCGUGGGUUGGUCCUGCUAAAGCCGAGAAGAUCAAAGCAUUUUACUCGAACUCAUCGCUCGUGCACUUACAAGCAGGGCAUUGUCCUCAUGACGAAGUUCCGGAAGCUGUAAACAUAGCUUUGUUGGAUUGGUUGUCCAAUGUAGUUUCCAAGCCAUCAUCCCCUAAAGCCAUGGAGAUGUAAAGAACUCUUUCUUUUUUUUUGUUUGUGAAGGAAGUAUAUAGUUGUAAAUACAUUGUUACCACUGCUUCUGGGAUUGUAUAAUUUGAGAAUUAGCUGAGGAUAUGAUUAGGAUUCUGACUUAAGAGCAAAGUUUGGAUCAAGCUUUGCUUAAAAAGAAUAUGGAUGCAAAUGAUAUAGUGGGCAAGUUGCAGUGAGUUGUCC